GUCCUCGCCGCACGAGCUCCCUCGGACUGCUGGAGAUAUCUGCGAGGAGGAGGAGCUGUCAAAGUUUCCUGAAGGAGGAAAAGUCUUUCACUUGACGAGAGUUCAAACCUACAGAUCUCUGAGUUUUGAUAAAGCGGAAUAUCGCGUGUGUUUGGCAUGGACUGACACCUUCUCACCGGCAGCUCCAAAAACACGAUGGCAACCCGUUUAGUGAAGUGGAUCAGUCUCACCUCUCUGCUGUGCCUGGGCUGCUCUGUCCUGGCGGAAGGGAAAGUAUGCCAAGGCAUUGCCAACCGUUUAAACCUGCUGGGUUCCAGAGAGGAUCACUACCUGAACAUGGUGAAGACCUACAGCAACUGCACUGUGGUCCUGGAGAACCUGGAGGUCACCUACAUGGAGGAGCACCACGACCUGUCCUUCCUCUCGUCUAUUGAAGAAGUGGGCGGCUAUGUGCUGAUCGCCCUCAACACAGCCUCCAGGAUUCCUCUGCAGAAUCUGCGCAUCAUUCGAGGUCAUAAGCUCUAUGAGGGACUGUAUGGCCUCGCUGUGCUUACCAAUUAUAAUAAACAUACAGGUCAGGACACCGAUGAGCUUCUUCUGACCAGCCUGACAGAAAUUCUUAAAGGAGGUGUAAAGUUUGGGACCAACCAGCCAUGCAAUGUGGAAACAAUACAGUGGUAUGACAUUGUCAACGCUGAAAGCAAACCCAAAAUGGUGCUUCCAUUACCCAACAGUCCUCGACGUUGUAAAAAAUGUGACCCAAGCUGCUUCAAUGGUUCAUGCUGGGCACCUGGUCCUGAAAACUGCCAGAUCUUAACAAAGCUGAACUGUGCACAGCAGUGCUCAAAGAGAUGCAAAGGGCCUUCACCCAGUGACUGUUGUAAUGAGCACUGUGCUGCGGGCUGCACAGGACCGCGGCCCACCGACUGUCUGGCCUGUCGGGACUUCCAGGACGACGGGGUGUGUAAGGACUCCUGCCCCGGCCUCAUGCGCUAUGACCCCAACCUGCACCAGCUGGUUCCUAAUCCACAUGGAAAGUACAAUUUUGGGGCCACGUGUGUGAAGAGCUGCCCACAUAACUAUGUUGUUACUGAUCACGGAGCGUGUGUGCGGACGUGCAGUGGGAACACAUACGAGGUGGACGAGGGAGGAGUCAGGAAGUGCGCCAAGUGUGACGGACUGUGUCCAAAAGUGUGUGAUGGACUUGGAUCAGGAAACCUGACUCACACUCUGUCUGUCAAUGCCACCAACAUUGACUCUUUCAAAAACUGCACGAAAAUCAAUGGGAACAUUGCUAUCAUCCGCACAUCGAUUCAUGGGGAUCCGUAUACCAAAACACCAAAGAUGGAGCCUGCCCAGCUUGAGGUGUUUAAGACAGUCAAGGAAAUUACUGGAUACUUGUUGAUUCAGAUGUGGCCAGAGAGCCUGAGCUCACUCAGUCCUUUCGAGAAUCUGGAGAUCGUUCGAGGACGAACUAAACGUGGUAGCCGCAGUUUGAUGAUGGCUCAGCUCGGCAUCAGCUACUUGGGCCUCCGCUCCCUGAGAGAAAUCAGCGAUGGAGAUGUGGUCAUCAUGAAGAACCCGAACCUGUGCUACACUGACAAAAGCCACUGGAAGGGCCUCUUCAAAUCAAAAAGCCAGAGUGCUACCAUAGAGGAAAAUGCUGAUGCUGCCACAUGUGCCCUGAGGAACAACACUUGUGACAGGAAGUGUUCCACGGACAGCUGCUGGGGCCCUGGCCCGGACAUGUGUUUCGCCUGCCGUGACUACAGCCGUGAUGGGAGCUGUGUUGACUCCUGCAACAUCCUGGAGGGGGAGCUGCGGGAGACUGUCGUGAAUAAAACCUGCGUGGAGUGUCACCCCGAGUGUCAACGCAUGAAUGGGACCGCAACCUGCAGUGCGCCUGGACCUGGAAACUGUACUAAGUGUGCCAACUUCCAAGACGGCCUGUUCUGUGUGUCCCGGUGUCCUCAAGGUGUGCCAGGCGAGGACGACACGCUGGUGUGGAAAUACGCAGAUACGAUGCAAGUGUGCAAGCCCUGCCACAAAAACUGCACUCGAGGUUGCAUGGGUCCUGGUCUUGAAGGUUGCCAAGGUAAAGGCCCCUCUGGCCUUUCCAUGAUUGCGGCUGGUGUAGUCGGGGGUCUGCUGGCCGUUCUUAUUGCUGGCCUGUCUGUGUUUGUGUUGCUGCGCCGACGCCACAUCAAGAGGAAGAGAACCAUGCGUCGACUUCUCCAAGAGAGAGAGUUGGUUGAACCUCUGACUCCAAGUGGCGAGGCUCCAAACCAGGCUCUGCUGCGGAUCCUGAAGGAACCUGAAUUUAAGAAAAUCAAAGUGCUGGGAUCAGGAGCUUUUGGUACCGUUUACAAGGGCCUGUGGGUUCCAGAGGGAGAGGAUGUGAAGAUCCCAGUCGCCAUCAAGGUUUUGAGGGAGGCCACAUCGCCAAAAGCAAACAAAGAGAUCUUGGACGAGGCUUAUGUGAUGGCCAGCGUGGAACACCCCCAUGUGUGUCGUCUGCUCGGCAUCUGCCUGACGUCCACAGUGCAGCUCGUCACCCAGCUGAUGCCCUACGGCUGCCUGCUGGACUAUGUCAAAGAGAACAAGGACAAUAUCGGCUCCCAGUACCUGCUCAACUGGUGUGUGCAGAUAGCCAAGGGUAUGAACUACCUGGAGGAACGCCACUUAGUGCACCGUGACUUGGCAGCGAGAAACGUCCUGGUGAAGACUCCUCAACAUGUCAAGAUCACUGACUUUGGUCUGGCAAAACUCCUCAAUGCAGAUGAGAAAGAGUACCACGCCGAUGGAGGAAAGGUGCCAAUAAAAUGGAUGGCUCUUGAAUCUAUCCUGAACAGAACGUACACACACCAGAGUGACGUGUGGAGUUAUGGCGUAACAGUUUGGGAGCUGAUGACAUUUGGGACCAAACCGUACGAUGGGAUUCCAGCCAGUGAUAUCGCCGGGGUUCUGGAGAAAGGGGAGCGACUGCCUCAACCACCAAUCUGUACCAUCGACGUCUACAUGAUCAUGGUGAAAUGCUGGAUGAUUGAUGCAGACAGCCGACCUCGUUUCCGAGAACUAAUAGCUGAAUUCACAAAAAUGGCCCGGGAUCCUUCUCGAUAUCUCGUCAUUCAGGGCGAUGACCGCAUGCACCUGCCGAGUCCCACAGACACUAAACUGUACCGCAGCCUGAUCAGUGGGGAGGACAUGGUGGAUGCUGUGGAUGCAGACGAGUACCUGGUGCCGCAACACGGCUUCUUCAGCAGCCAGAGCACCUCCCACACACCACUGCUUCACUCCACGAGCCUCAACAGCAGCAUUGGAACGUGCCACAGCAGAGCUGGCUUACUGAAUGGAUUCCCGAGCAGAGAUGGAAGCAUGGUGCUCCGGUAUAUUCCUGACCCCACAGACAAACUUCUAGAUGAGGCCUUCCUGCCGUCUCCAGACUACAUGAACCAGAACGGAGUCUCAGAUAUGAUGAAUCCCAUCUACCAGCACCCGGGUCCACCUCGCACUGUGCUUCCCACCAUCUCUUCAGAGGACACAGAGACGGAGUACCUGAACUGCUUUAAAAACGGGACAGACGGACCAGAGUACCUCAACGAGAUCCCGUCCCCCGCCAUCCUCCCGCUCACCUCCAACGGCACAGUUCACAGCAUCCAGAAAUACCAGCCCCAGAACAGCAUAGACAACCCUGAUUACCAACAGGAUUUCACUCCCACCUUCAAAAGCCACGCCAACGGACACAUCCCAGCAGCGGAGAACACAGAGUACCUGGGCCCGGACUGAGGACUUAGUGGAUACAGACAAUAAACAUGAGACUGUUUCCUGUUCCAUUAGGAAAGGGCAUUGAUGUCUUGGCUGAGAAAGCGUAGCUAAGUGGUACCAUCAAUUAUCAUAUACGUCUUACGGAGUCAAGUGGCACUUUGUGCAGCUUCCCGUGUUGUUUGCAUGCAGUCAUACUCGUCAAGCGAUCCCCUCUCAUUCCAAAGAGUUUUUUUCUUACAACCAAAAUACAAAUGACUUUUUCUCAAUAAAAGCUAGACGGAAGCUGAUUCGUACAUGACUCAGUCAACCUGAGAGUUGCUGGACCUGAUAUGCUCCAUCCAUACAUUGUAACCCAUGUCAGAAAGUGAAAAUCUCUCCAAAACGUGAUCCAAAUGUGUCAGUGGAGGACUGCUAUUAAAAAAGGGUUCAAAUGCCUCCAUUUUUUAGGAGGCAGAAGCUCUAUUGCAAAGGACACAAACCGGCAGCUCAACCCUAAACACUACCUAAGGUACAUGUGUUGUAGAAUCACAAGUCAGAUACACAAUCAGUCCACAGUAUUUACAUGAUGGAAUAUAAAGGGUUGAGAACACACAGUGGUUGGAUGUGAAGGUUUGGAAGAUGUCUCUGUGGUGAAGUCGAGACGAUUACGGGGAGAUUUAAAGAGUGAAAUGCUGGCUGGACUGUUGGGGUCCUCGGAGGCCUGACGACACUCGUCCUGAGGGAUGAGUCAACGAGGAAACAAAAUGUUGCGAUGUAUAGAAUGUAUAGUCAGUUUAAAGGGGGAAUACUGGUGAAUUGUAUUGUUUGAAUAUGUUACUUUUAUGCUCUAAGACAGUUUUGUCUCUGUGAGAAACUGGUUGCUGUCUCUGUUAGAUUGAAACAAGAGUUUCCUGUGUCCCCUGAUGUGAGAUAUCACACUAACUAUGUCGAGAAUGUAAUGGUAAAUAUAGCAAAUGUGAUUGUGGUUGUAUUCAAACUGCGGUGUUGUGCAGUUGAAAACCUGUAGCAUGACGCGCAUUUGUGUGGACCAAGAAAGUCAGCUAAGCUUCAUAUCAGUACGGCACAUUAGUUUGUUUACCCAGGAAGUGUUUUCUGGUCCUUUUACUGAUUAUAUCCUUCUGGUAUAUCUUUUGUAACACCCUGACUGCUCUCACAGUUUUUUACCGAGACAAAAAACGUGUUGUUGAACUGUCUUAGGUCAUGUGAGUAACUUGUUUGAAUUUUUAUAUUAGAUGUAGUGUUUCCCUGUAAACAUAUGUUGUUUUACAGACUAUUUUGAAUGGCUUACGUCAGAAACAAAGAAUGUUUCUUAUGUCUGUGCUCUGUCGUAUUUACACUAUUACCUAGAGACUUUUCCUUGUCUGAAUUUUUUAAACAAAAGUGUAGACUGUUUUUUUUUUUCCCCCCACACAGGGUGUUGACACCAUAUCUUUAAAUCUGCUCCUAGCUUUGAAGUCUUGUAGUCUUUGCAAGAGUAUUAACUUUGCAAAUAUCAUUCCUAGUUUUAAAGGAAUAUACUAUUGUAGCAACCUGAAAGCCUACUUUUGCAGAUUUUACACAGGUACAUGUACAGAAAACAGUGAUUAUACUGUAAUAUACCCCUAAAGUAGUCACCUAUAAUUUAUACUCAAUACACAGUUUUGUCACAUCAUACAUGAAUAUGCACUUAUUCCUGAAUUGUGAUUGUUUCAUUCAAAAGUGAACAUGAAUAAAUCUUUUUUCUAUGGAAA
Molecule: messenger RNA, 5495 nt
Organism: Epinephelus fuscoguttatus (brown-marbled grouper)
Lineage: Eukaryota; Metazoa; Chordata; Actinopteri; Perciformes; Serranidae
Gene: egfra
Product: epidermal growth factor receptor a (erythroblastic leukemia viral (v-erb-b) oncogene homolog, avian)
Exons: 28
Coding region: 196-3786 (1196 amino acids)
Biological process (GO): negative regulation of apoptotic process; cell surface receptor protein tyrosine kinase signaling pathway; multicellular organism development
Cellular component (GO): basal plasma membrane; signaling receptor complex
Molecular function (GO): ATP binding; epidermal growth factor receptor activity; epidermal growth factor binding
Source: RefSeq, a predicted model, not a curated record